Venustampulla echinocandica is the source of this 2931-nucleotide messenger RNA. Its product is annotated as C2H2 and C2HC zinc finger. The transcript is spliced from 7 exons. Gene Ontology annotation, biological process: regulation of transcription by RNA polymerase II; DNA-templated transcription. The record is from RefSeq and is a predicted model, not a curated record. Gene Ontology annotation, molecular function: RNA polymerase II cis-regulatory region sequence-specific DNA binding; zinc ion binding; DNA-binding transcription factor activity, RNA polymerase II-specific. Gene Ontology annotation, cellular component: chromatin. Lineage: Eukaryota; Fungi; Ascomycota; Leotiomycetes; Helotiales; Pleuroascaceae. The coding region runs from base 1 to 2931 and encodes 976 amino acids.
AUGCCCAUCACCGCAGACCAACCCCAGGAGCUGAAGCAGGAGCGCAAACCGCAGCCCGAGCAGCAUCAGCACCAGCAUCAACAUCGUGGCAUCCUCCCCAAGAAAUGCCUCUACUGCGAGCGCCGGUUCUCCAAGGCCGAGCACCUGAAGCGCCACCAGCGAUCUCAUACCGGCGAGAGGCCCUACAGGUGCUCGCGCUGCCAGAAGUGCUUUUCCCGAAGUGAUGUCCUAAUCCGACACCUAAAGAACCAUCCGCAGAUUGCGGGUGACGAGGUCGAGCAGAGCUCGUCUGAUGGAGACCAGGGACAAGCAAACAGCCACCGGAGGAGACCUAGCACAAGUAGUGUUGCGGGCAACGUUGCCGUGGCCACUCCCAUGAAUGACGCAAACGGAGGGCCAUCACACGUCCCGGAGCUUCAGCCACGACCGAUGUCUCCCUCGAGGAUUGAUCCAGCAUUGCUAGGGCCGGCGGGGGAAUACCACGAACAAGGCACGCCACAUCCGAGUGCAAUGUCGUCGGGGUUAGAUCAUCUGGCCCUACUCGCAUCGCAACAAGCAUGGGGAAAUGGGCAAGUGCAGGUUGAUACGGCAAUGACCGAUGCUGCCAGCACGGUAAUCGCGCCUCCAAAUGAAUCCCAGAAUUGGGGCCAUGAGCCGCCAUCGCACAGCCAGGAGUUUGGCAGCGUCAUUGGCUACCAGCAAGGCCCGACCCCCGCCGAUCCCGACUUUCAAAUGAUGAGUGCAGCUUCACACCCACAUGCUGGCAUAGAUUUUGGGAAUGACCUCUAUUCGGGGCGGCUCAGCGCCUUGCAGGAUCAAAUAUCACCUGGGAUGGGCGGGGUGACCCCGAAUGGCACAAUGAUGCCUCACGACCUGCUGAAUUGGUUUGACCAGUUUGAUAUGGACAACCACCAGACGGGAGAUGGUAUGCCGAGUAUCAGUCCCCCGGACAAUGCGUCUGUGGGCGGUAGACUAGCAGCCGAAGAGUCUCCCCAAGCCGAGAAUUCGAAAAGCCCCGGAUCGGUCAGCACCAUCAUCCCAACUGAACGAUUCCACAAAGUAGAGCGGUGCUGGCCCAGCCGGCCUAACAAUGCCGUUCGUCUGAUGCCAACUUUAUGGCGGGACGCGAUAUCGAAACCGGAGGACAAUUUAUUCUCCAAGGACAACCUCACCCCAGAAGCUAUUGAACAUAAUCGACAGUACGGAUCGCGGUGGGGAUUAGACGAGGACUGUCGAGGCCGACUCCAAAAGAUGUUUGUCGAUCUCAGCCGGCGACAAUCCAGCCACGGCUCCGAAAGCGAUUCGCCAUUUACGCACUCCUCCCCCUCCGAUAAAUCAUCUAUCGCACCAGUUCCCAACCUCAGUGACGAGACGCCUAAUAUACCUAAUUUCCCCCCGGCCGAGAUCUUCGACAUAAGCUUAGAUUUGUUUUUCCGACAAUUUCACCCACUCAUGCCAUUCAUCCACCCGCCCACGUUUUGUCCCCAAACUACCCCUAGCUCUAUGCUUCUCGUCAUGUGCUUAAUUGGACUCACAAUACUUGAGACCAAAGGAGCAACGGCUUUUGUUCGGCAAGCUUUUCCGAGGGCACUUGAAAAGGUGUGCACGGACCUCAUGUCACCCCCUAGAGACUCGAGACGCAUCGAUCAGAUGUCGUCUUUAGCAAGCGCUAUCCUGAUACUUAACUUAUCUGAGAUGACUGGGGAACGAACUCAUCAUGAGCAAUGUCAAAUGCUCUAUACAAAUGUGAUCACGACCGCCCAAAGACACGGCCUCUUUACAACACGAGACUCGCCACCUCUCAACGACGAAUUGUUUAACAAAUUCUCGGACCUUGAUUCCAGAUGGAAGGCAUGGAGCCGAGUUGAAUGUAUUAAAAGAUUAAUCGUGUGCCUCACAAUGGUUGACACUUGGUAUUCUGCAAUGUAUCACAUCAGCCCGAUUACGCGGACCGACGAUAUCCAGCUAGUCUUGCCAUGUGAUACAGCAUUAUUCCAAGCCACUUCAGCGACAAAGUGGGAGCAGUUAAUAUCUCGAGGUAGUCGUAUGUGUAUGCCUAUGAUUACUCUCUCGGCGGACGGCAUCACAUUGCCGGAGCUGCACGGCACAUUGGAUGUUCACGGGAUGGUUGGCAUCUUGGCCAUAAUCCGGCUCCGGAUAUCGGAGAGCUUCCACCGGCUUCUUAGCGGUAGCCAACGACGCGCGGUGGAUCAUUCAUUUGUACCGUGGAAAUCCUACGAAAUGGAUAGCCGUGCCAAAGCAACGCAAUCGCUUGCUGUUCAGGUUAUUCGAUCUUAUGGGCCCAUGCUCGCGACGAUGAACCCUAACUGCAUGAUUCUUUGGCAUAAUAUGUGUAUUAUGCUCACCACAGACCUCCGCCUGUUUGAGCUUGGCGCUGGGUGUGCGGGAGCGGAGGCAGCGCGGGAUGCGCUAGAUGAUAUUGCGAUAUGGACGAAGACGGCGGCGGCUAGGAGGGCAUGUCUUCAUGCUGCACAGACAUUUAAGCUGAUGCAGAAUCGACGAGCCUCGGAUGGAGAUCCAUUCCAUGCCACUACCGGACUUUUCAUCGCAGCACUAGUCCUGGGUCUGUAUGUCUUCAUGGCUGCUCCAAUAGCGGACAACGAUCCCGUUGCAAAUUCCGGAUUCGACCUCAUCGACGACGUCGACUGGAGCAUCGUAGGAAGCGAAGGGCUCACGGACGAGCCUGCAGCGACGGAUUACCCGGCAAAUAAUUUCAUUAAGCAUGGAGGGCGUAUCUGCUUCAAUGAUGUAGUUCAUCCUUCCGGGUACGAAUCGGCACGGCGUAUAUUAUUAGACUAUGCACGUCUACUGGAGGACAUUGGGAAAUGGCGGGUUGGCGUUCAUCAAUUUUCGCGGGUGCUAAGGAUCAUGAGUGAUGCUCUCGUGGAUGUCGAGACCGCGGGCGAGUGA